CGCUCGCCCGCCCCGGACCCGAUCCCCCUGCCCGGGCCCAUGCAAUGCAGUCCCGGCUUCUGCUCCUCGGGGCGUCCGGCGGCCCCGGCGGCCCCGCAGCACGGCGCGUGCGGCUGCUGCUGCGGCAAGUGGUGCGGGGCCGGCCGGAGGUCAGACUUCUGCACGCCGGGGCGGGCGGCGACACAGGUAGUACAGUUAAUAUUGGAGAUGUGUCCUACAAGUUGAAAACUCCUAAGAGCCCAGAACUGGUGCCACAAAACUAUAUUUCAGACUCGAUGGCGCAAUCAGUAAUUCAACAUCUAAGAUGGAUAAUGCAAAAGGAUCUUUUGGGGCAAGAUGUUUUUCUAAUAGGUCCUCCUGGGCCUCUUCGACGUUCUAUUGCUAUGCAGUACCUGGAGCUGACCAAACGAGAGGUUGAAUACAUUGCGCUGUCCAGGGACACCACGGAAACCGAUCUCAAGCAGCGCCGAGAGAUCCGUUCAGGCACAGCUUUCUACAUCGACCAGUGUGCUGUUCGUGCAGCCACAGAAGGCAGAACCCUUGUAUUGGAAGGCUUGGAAAAGGCGGAGAGAAAUGUUCUGCCUGUUUUGAACAACCUACUGGAAAACAGGGAGAUGCAGCUUGAAGAUGGACGCUUCCUAAUGUCUGCCGAACGCUACGACAAACUUCUCCAAGAUCAUACAAAAAAAGAGUUGGAUGCUUGGAAGAUUGUUCGAGUUAGUGAAAAUUUUCGAGUGAUCGCUUUGGGAUUGCCAGUGCCUAAGUAUACUGGAAAUCCAUUAGAUCCCCCUCUCCGUUCCAGAUUUCAAGCCAGAGAUAUUUAUUAUCUACCAUUCAGAGACCAACUUAAACUAUUGUAUUCAGUGGGACCCAAUGUUUCUGAUGAGAAAGUUUCUCAGCUUUUGUCCUUUGCCACCACUCUCUGUUCCCAAGAAUCUUCUACUCUUGGACUUCCAGAUUUCCCUUUAGAUAGUUUACCAGCUGCAGUUCAAAUCUUGGAUUCUUUUCCUAUGAUGUCAACUGAGCAUACAAUUCAGUGGCUUUACCCAUACACAAUUUUACUAGGACAUGAAGGGAAAAUGGCUGUGGAAGAUGUUUUAAAACGUUUUGAACUCAGAGAUUCAAGAAGUACUAUGCUUCCUAAAGAGAUUGUGAGAGUGGAAAGGAUGAUUGAAAACGAGAUUUCCCAAGCUCUUGUGACUAUCCAGUUUGCAGAAAAAGAGGUGACCAUUAAGGUGCCAGCUGGGACCAGACCAGUGAGUCAGCCUUGUGCAUCUGAUCAUUUUGUACAGACCUUAAGUCAUAAGCAGCUGCUGGCAGAAAUGAUGCAGUCUCACAUGGUCAAGGACAUAUGUUUGAUUGGAGGAAAAGGCUGUGGAAAAACAAUUAUUGCUAAGAACUUUGCAGAUACUUUAGGAUACAACAUAGAACCCAUUAUGCUCUAUCAGGACAUGACAGCACGAGAUCUGCUCCAGCAGAGAUACACUCUUCCAAAUGGAGACACUGCCUGGCGAUCCUCACCCCUGGUGACUGCAGCUCUUGAAGGAAAGCUAGUCCUCCUGGAUGGCAUUCACCGGGUAAAUGCAGGCACACUGGCUGUUUUACAAAGAUUGAUCCAUGACCGAGAGCUAAGUCUCUAUGAUGGCUCCAGGCUGCUGAGAGAAGACAGAUACUUGCGUUUGAAAGAGGAGCUUCAGCUGUCUGAUGAGCAGCUACGGGAGAGAUUCAUCUUUCCUGUCCACCCCUCCUUCAGAAUCAUCGCGUUGGCAGAACCUCCUGUUAUUGGAAGCACAACACAGCAGUGGUUGGGACCAGAAUUUUUAACCAUGUUCUUUUUCCAUCAUAUGAAACCACUUGUGAAGAGUGAAGAAAUCCAAGUAAUUAAGGAAAUGGUCCCAAAUAUACCUCUGGAAGCUUUAGACAAAUUGUUGUCAUUUACACACAAACUCAGAGAGACACAGGAUCCAACAGCACAAUCAUUGGCUGCAUCACUUUCAACCAGACAGCUAUUGCGAAUUUCUCGUCGGCUAUCAAAGUACCCCAAUGAAAAUCUUCACAAUGCUGUUAACAAAGCAUGCCUUUCCAGGUUUUUACCAAGUCUUGCAAGAUCAGCCUUAGAAAAAAAUUUGGCAGAUGCUGAAAUAGAAAUAAGUACUGAUGAUAAUAUCGAGUCACAACCAGAGGAUUACAAAUGUGAAGUAGCAUCUGGAGUUCUGAGGAUUGGAGCUGUUAGUGCACCGAUCUACAAUGCUCAUGAGAAAAUGAAAGUGCCUGAUGUCCUGUUCUAUGACAAUGUUCAGCACAUGAUAGUGAUGGAAGAUAUGCUCAAAGACUUUCUUCUUGGAGAACACCUACUAUUGGUUGGUAACCAGGGUGUAGGGAAGAACAAGAUCGUUGAUAGAUUCCUUCACUUACUCAACAGACCCCGAGAAUACAUCCAGCUUCACAGGGACACAACAGUACAAACUCUUACUCUUCAGCCUUCUGUUAAAGAUGGACUUAUUGUCUAUGAGGACUCACCUUUGGUUAAAGCUGUAAAGUUGGGCCACAUUCUGGUAGUAGAUGAGGCAGAUAAAGCUCCAACAAAUGUCACAUGUAUUUUAAAAACUCUGGUAGAAAAUGGAGAAAUGAUUCUUGCAGAUGGAAGACGCAUUGUUGCAAAUUCUGCUAAUGUGGAUGGAAGAGAAAAUGUUAUAGUGAUUCAUCCUGAUUUUAGGAUGAUAGUUCUGGCCAACAGACCUGGAUUUCCUUUCCUAGGAAAUGAUUUCUUCGGUACAUUAGGUGAUAUUUUUGGCUGCCAUGCAGUUGAUAAUCCCAAACCUCAGUCGGAGCUGGAGAUGCUCAGACAAUAUGGACCAAAUGUUCCAGAGCCGAUUCUUCAGAAGCUUGUGGCUGCCUUUGGAGAGCUGAGAAGCUUAGCAGAUCAAGGAAUAAUUAACUAUCCUUAUUCUACCAGAGAAAUUGUCAACAUAGUCAAGCAUUUACAGAAAUACCCCACUGAAGGUCUCUCUACUGUGGUUAGGAAUGUGUUUGAUUUUGAUUCCUACAAUGAAGAUAUGAAGGAGACGUUGAUGAAUACUUUACACAAAUAUGGAAUACCUAUUGGAGCAAAACCUAACAGUGUGCAGCUGGCAAAGGAGUUGCCUAUGCCAGAGCAGACAUUCUUGGGCUACUGGACAAUUGGUCAGUCGCGAGAUGGAAUGCAAAAGCUGUUAUGUCCAGCAGAAACUGAUCAUAUAGAUAUAAAGGGUCCGGCACCAAUAAAUAUUCAGGAAUACCCAAUAGAAAGACGUGAAGAAAGAUCACUAAACUUUACGGAAGAAUAUGCCUCAUGGAAGUUGCCACUGGAUGAAAUUAACAUAAUCUGUGACAUUGCUACAUCACAGGUCCAGGAGGACACUACUCUCUAUGUGGCCACAUGCAAUCCUGUUUCUUUAUACUUCAUGAACAUGACUGGGAAAAAUGGCUACUUUGUGGACCUUUUUGACAUCUUCCCAAGAACAGCCAGUGGGGUUUGGCAUCCAUUUGUGACUGUGGCACCACUGGGAAGUCCACUGAAUGGUCAAGUGGUUCUUCAUGAGCAACAGAGCAAUGUCAUCCUGUUAUUGGAUACCAUUAGCAGAACAAUUCGUCGUCUCAUCCUCUCUUCAGAUGUUACAACUAAGCAGCCUUCCUGGUGGAACAAGGAAACUGAAACUCACAAAAUGUGUAAAGAAUUUUCACAUAAAAACUGGCUUGUAUUCUACAAAGAAAAUGGAAACAACCUGACAGUGCUUGAUGUUCUAGAAGGACAAACACACACCAUCUCACUUCCCAUCCAUGUCAGGACUGUUUUUCUGGUGGCAGAGGACAAAUGGCUUCUUGUGGAAAACAAAACAAACCAGAAAUAUCUUUUAACUAAGCCUGCACACAUCGAAUCUGAGGAGAGAGGUGUUUGUCAGUUAUAUGUUUUGAAAGAAGAACCUCCUAACACAGGGUUUGGUGUUACCCAAGAAAGAAAUUUCAGCAUACCUCAUAAGAUUUCAAAUGGUCAACUAUCAUCCGAAAACCUAAGUGCAGCUGUUGGACAAAAGAUUGACUCACCUAACCGAGUUCUCUCAGAUGAGAACAGUUAUGCUUCGAUCAUUGUUGGUUUUCCAGAUCUUAUGUCACCCAGUGAAGUUUAUUCUUGGAAAAGGCCAUCAUCUUUACAUAAACCAAGGACCACUGACUCAACAUUCUAUGGAACAAAGAAGACUGGAACUCCCAAACAGAGCAAUUGUGUGACUCUUUUAGACUCUAAUCAGAUAAUAAGGAUUUUGCCCCCAGGAGAAGUUCCUGUAAAAGAUAUUUAUGCAAAAGAUGUUACCCCUCCACAUACAGCUGGCUAUAUAGAAGUCACUGAUCUUCAAUCAAAAAAACUACGAUAUAUUCCCAUUCCCAGCUCAACGUCUCUCUCACCCUACACUACAUGGAUAUCUACCAUUUCAGACACGGAUGCACUGCUGGCUGAGUGGGGCACAGGUGGUGUUGUUACUGUUGAUAUGGGAGGUCAGGUCAGACUUUGGGAAACUGGACUUGAACAUCUACGACGAUCACUCAUGGAAUGGAGAAACAUGAUUGGACAAGAAAACAGAGAUAUACAGAUAACAAUCGAAAGAGACAGUGGUGAGGAUGUAAGCUCUCCCAAACACGGGAAGGAGGACCCAGACAACAUGCCUCAUGUGGGUGGCAAUACAUGGGCUGGAGGAACAGGGGGAAGAGACACUGCAGGUCUCGGUGGCAAAGGCGGCCCUUAUAGGCUGGAUUCUGGCCACACUGUGUACCAGGUGUCACAGGUUGAGAAAGAUGCAAUUCCAGAGGAGGUGAAGAAAGCUGCAAGAGAGAUGGGCCAGAGAGCGUUCCAGCAGAGGCUAAAGGAAAUCCAAAUGAGUGAAUAUGAUGCAGCAAGCUAUGAAAGGUUUUCAGGUGCUGUUCGGCGUCAGGUACACUCACUACGAAUCAUCCUGGAUAAUUUACAGGCUAAAGGCAAAGAAAGACAAUGGCUUAGGCAUCAAGCUACUGGGGAUCUAGAUGAUGCCAAGAUCAUCGAUGGACUGACUGGAGAAAAAGCCAUCUACAAACGCCGGGGUGAUCUGGAGCCGCAACUGGGAAGCCCACAACAGAAACCCAAGCGCCUGCGCCUGGUUGUGGAUGUAUCCGGCAGCAUGUACCGCUUUAAUGGGGUGGAUGGCCGACUUGAGCGCUCUAUGGAGGCAGUAUGUAUGGUCAUGGAAGCCUUUGAGAACUAUGAGGAGAAGUUCAAGUAUGACAUCGCUGCACACUCUGGAGAUGGCUUCAACAUUGCUCUAGUUCCACUGAACAAAAUCCCCAAGGACAACAAGCAAAGACUAGAAAUUCUAAAGGUAAUGCAUGCCCAUGCUCAGUUCUGCAUGAGCGGGGACCACACUUUAGAGGGGACAGAACAUGCUAUCAAGGAAAUCAUCAAGGAAGAAGCUGAUGAGUACUUCGUUAUUGUCUUGAGUGAUGCGAACCUGUCACGUUAUGGAAUACAUCCUGCCAAGUUUGCCCAAAUCCUGACAAGUAACCCUCAAGUAAAUGCAUUUGCCAUUUUCAUUGGAUCUUUGGGUGAUCAAGCAACUAGACUUCAGAAAACCUUGCCAGCAGGCAGGUCUUUUGUUGCCAUGAAUACCAAGGAUAUUCCUCAGAUUUUACAACAGAUCUUCACCUCCACCAUGUUGUCCACAAUUUAAGAAGUCUCUUCUUUACCUUGGUGAGCCUCGGGAUUGAACCAACAUUGCAGCAGAGUCCUUAGAAGAGAAGAUACCUAUCAAGCAAACCCUGAAAAGACAGAACAAACCUUUCCUGCAGUUGACUUCAUUUGCUCAGUGAUCAGAAUUCAGAAAAGCAGCCACAGGAGACUAUAAGCACUGAUCUAUAAGCACUGAUGAGUCACAAUUCAUGAGAGGAGAUAAAAUGACCUGAUGUUUUAGAGGAAAGGUCAAGGUCAGAGGAAUAUAGUUUGGAUACUAUGGUGCUUGAUUUGUUUCCAGAAAUUCCAGCCAAAGAGAAUCAUUUGUUUUUUGCUGCAACACUUCAUCUGGCCAUCUACUAUAAUGCAAGUGACCCCAUCAAACAAAGCUGUUGAAUCCACAUUCAGACAUCAAGAUACCAGUUCCAACAAGUCCAUCAAAACUACUCCUGUCUAAUUAUUCUUUUAUUUUCUCCUACACUCUUUUACCUAGGAAAUUAUUUAAAGUAUUUGACCCACUUAAAAAUUUUCUAGCAUUAAUAUUGUAUAUAAGAUUUGAUUUUCUGAAUAAAUAAUUUUGUUUCUUGUUCAAAA
Suncus etruscus (white-toothed pygmy shrew) is the source of this 6325-nucleotide messenger RNA. RefSeq names its product von Willebrand factor A domain containing 8 (gene VWA8). Gene Ontology annotation, molecular function: ATP binding; ATP hydrolysis activity. The coding region runs from base 45 to 5732 and encodes 1895 amino acids. Lineage: Eukaryota; Metazoa; Chordata; Mammalia; Eulipotyphla; Soricidae. Gene Ontology annotation, cellular component: cytoplasm. The transcript has 45 exons. The record is from RefSeq and is a predicted model, not a curated record.